This is a messenger RNA of Scutellospora calospora, 966 nucleotides long. Lineage: Eukaryota; Fungi; Glomeromycota; Glomeromycetes; Diversisporales; Gigasporaceae. The record is from the annotation of a GenBank genome assembly.
AUGUUAGGUUAUUCAAUUCCAAGGAUAAAAGCUUUCCAAUUAAAAGCAAAAACUAGUAUAGUUUUCAAACAAAACUCGAUAACAUGGAUCACUUAUAAUGAUACUUUAAUUCGACAGAAAUUAUCUUUUUCAUCAUUAUCACUUAUUUCUCGAUCUUCUAAACUUAAAACUAACAUAAUUUCAAAUGUAAAAGUUGAUAUACCACGAGUUAAAUUCGAUUUUAUAAAGCAUGAGAUCAAAUUUUUUCAGUAUCGCGGUCUUAUUAACGAAGCUGUUGUUAUUGAUCAUAAUAAUAAUACUGAGCAAAUUGUUAACAAUAUGAUGCGCCGUUCUAAAAAAAUUACACCUGAGAUUGAAGAACUUCGAAGAAAACAUUUUCCUGCAUGGCUUGAAGGACUUGGUUUAAAACAUCUGGCACGUUAUUUUAAAGGAAAAAAAUGGGAAGAAAUAAUAGAAAUGGAUUGGCAGGCUUUAGAAGUAUUAGGCAUUGAAUCUCGACAAAUCCGGGCUAAAUUGGUUGGUCAUUUUUGGAAAGUUAAAAGAGAUAUUGCUGCUAAAAAAGGAAUAACCUUACCAGAAAAAGAAAAAAAGGGAAGACGAGAGCUGAUUGUGGAAGAGAAGAAAAUUAUUGCUCAGCGCGAAAAAUUCUAUGAAGAUAAUUAUAUUAAUAUCAAUUAUAAAUUAUUGGAAGAUUUUCCUGCAUGGCUUGAUGGGCUUGAUUUGAAAUAUCUUACUUUGUUGUUCGAAGAAAAACCUUGGAAUGAAAUCAUCAAUUUGGAUUCUCAGAAUUUGAUGGAUAUUGGUGUUAAUUAUUUUACACCCAGAGACAAAUUGCUUACUUGUUUUUGGUUUAUCAAGCGUGAUCUUGCAAUAAAGCAUGGUACAGAGUUGCCAUCAAUCGAAUUAGUUAAACACCGAAGAUUUUUAAAGAUCGACUCGAUGCUGGAUCAAUCCCACCAGAAAUAA